Glossina fuscipes is the source of this 1056-nucleotide messenger RNA. Its product is annotated as retinal homeobox protein Rx2. The record is from RefSeq and is a predicted model, not a curated record. Lineage: Eukaryota; Metazoa; Arthropoda; Insecta; Diptera; Glossinidae. Bases 169 to 1056 code for a protein of 295 amino acids. The transcript is spliced from 3 exons. Gene Ontology annotation, molecular function: RNA polymerase II transcription regulatory region sequence-specific DNA binding; DNA-binding transcription factor activity, RNA polymerase II-specific. Gene Ontology annotation, biological process: regulation of transcription by RNA polymerase II.
UAAUUUAUGCAAAAUAAAAAGGCACACCAUUUCAGUGGACACGAGCAGUUACAACUAAAACGUGUAACGUGUAACAUCUCCAGUUUAACAGAAAGUGGAUUAAUAAUAAUUAAUAAAAAAAUUAAAUUUUUAUUUAAUUAAUAAAACAUUUAAUAUAUGAAUUAAGAUAUGGCUGGUCCAUUUCUUUCGCCUUUACCGGGAGAUCUUUUAACGGAAUACAUGUUUGGUAGACGGCGUCAACGUCGUAAUCGUACUACCUUUACCCCUCAGCAAUUGCAAGAACUUGAAGCUUUGUUUCAAAAAACUCAUUAUCCUGAUGUGUUUUUACGCGAAGAAGUUGCGUUAAGAAUAAGUUUAAGUGAAGCUCGUGUCCAGGUCUGGUUUCAAAAUCGCCGUGCAAAAUGGAGAAAGCAAGCUCGAUUGCAAUUAUUACAAGAUGCUUGGCGGAUGAGAUGCUUAAGUUUAGGCACGCCACCUGUUAUAGGCCAAGGAGCACGUACAUCAAGUGGUUCAGUACUAAAUGCAACUACCGCAGCUUCUACACCCCCUACAACGAUACAACAAAAUGAUAUAUCAAUACCGGAAAAUUUAUCAAAUUCUAAUAGCAAAGACUCAUUAAAUGAUAAUAACAAUCAAACAGCACAAAAUUUUACUAUGAUGCAUCCUGCUUUUCAACAACAGCAGCUGCAAGCGCAAAAAUCUGGUACCACAGAAACUAAGACUAAUAAAAACAAUAGUGAAGAUGAGGGAGAUAAAACUUAUACAGAAUUGAAAUUGUAUAAAGAACAUCAACAACUUCAACAGCAACACCAACAGCAUCAUUCACAAGUAACAGAAACUCUACACGGGCAGAUGUCAACAGAUCAUCGUUUAAUUGCAGCGCAUUUGGAGCAAAACUCUGAUGAUGGUUCAGACAGUUCGGAUUCAGAGGAGAUCGAUUUGACUUCCGGUUCUUGUUUGGAUUUUUCAAAUGCUGGUCGACAAGCACAACAAACUGUUGUUAACACUAGUAAUCAACAGGAGUCACUAGCUAUUGCUACUAAUGGGGUGCACUAA